This is a messenger RNA of Ixodes scapularis (black-legged tick), 1876 nucleotides long. Its product is annotated as kinetochore protein Nuf2-like. The transcript has 3 exons. NCBI's taxonomy places the organism in Eukaryota, Metazoa, Arthropoda, Arachnida, Ixodida, Ixodidae. Bases 46 to 1230 code for a protein of 394 amino acids. The record is from RefSeq and is a predicted model, not a curated record. Gene Ontology annotation, cellular component: Ndc80 complex; kinetochore.
AUCGGGCCAUCGGGCAGUCAUUGUCGUGUCGUCGUCGUAAACGUCAUGACCGCGAAAAUGGCACGAGCUGCGGAUAGCCACGAACGCCUUGCAGCCUUGCUAAGUGAAAUGCUCAACGACAAGGUGACCCGACGAGAAGUCGAAACCCCGACGAGCGAAUUUAUGACGAAAGUCUUCUACGGCGUUUUCAAGGAGGCGGGCCUAAACGAGACCGCCUUCGAAAUGUCCCAGUUCCUCGUGCCGGCACACGUGAGCAGCUUCGUGCCAACACUACACCUCAACAAACUGAUGCAGGUGGUCUUUACGAAGCUGGGCGUCCCCGACUUCGGCCUAUCCGACAUCAGCGUCCCGUCGCCGAAGCGCAGUCGUAAGCUGCUCUCGAUACUCUGCAACUUCUGGGUGCGACUGGGUCGGCAGUGGAACAUGUGGUCAGACAUCGAGGUGGGCCUCGCCGCCGCGAAAACUGACCGCGAAGCCAAAAGAGCCGAGCUGGACGCGGUCAAGGCCAAGGUCAACCAGCUGUCCCAGCAUCCCGGCAUCAACCCGAAGAGGCUGGCGGCAGCUCAAGGAGAGCUCGCGGCCGAAAACAAGGCGCUGGCGACCAAAGAGCCAAAGCAGCUGGUUGUGAUGAACGACUACAAGAACUUAAAAAGUGCCAAAUGCCAGGUGACCGAGCAGCUGAAGAAAAGUGAGGUGGAGGUCCUCGACCUGAGGUCUGUAGUGCACGACGUCCGAGCCAGAAUCUGCCAUUCGCCAGAGCGGCAGCGACGGUGCUUGGCUGAGGAAGCGGAGACAGCGUCUCAGCUGCAGGAGGAGCAUCGUCAUCUGCAAACCAGGGUAGAGGAGUUGCGCUGCAAGAUGCAGAAGGCUCCGAGAGAGCGAGAGGCCUUGACCAAACUCAAGACCCAGGUGCACUCCAGCCUGGCCGUUGCGCAGCGUCUGGAGUCGUUGGUGCAGGACAAGGACAACGCGUCUGCGCACAGGAAGAGUGCGGAGGACAAAUACCACCGCCUGCUGAAGGAGAGGGAGGCAGUGGCCGAAAAGAAAAGCCAGCUGAACGGCCAGACAGCGUUAAAGCACCAGUCCAUGCAGUCCCAGCUCAGUUUCAAGAAGGAGCAGUUGGCCCAAGCGAAGCAGCGCCUCGAGGAGCUCAGUCUCGAGCGCCAAGAGGUGGUCUGCUUCAAGGAUUCCGAGGUCUGGCACUGCCAGCUGGCCGCCAUUCUACAGUAGGCAAGGAGGUUAUAAUGGGCAGGAGGUGGCGUAACGUCACGGAAGUGGGUGUGGACAAAAAGUGUCCCCACAGUCUUUCGGCCAACAGGAAAAUAGUUCCGUGUGCUCUGCUUUUUGUGCCAAAAUAGGCAACGCUUAUGCUUCCCCUCCCUCCUCAAUACGUGACACCUUUCCUCUUUGUCAAGUUGAGAGCCAAAGAGAAAACCUCUGUAGUGUCCUGCGCAACAAAGGCUGCUUGCACUCAGCAUCGUGCAACAUACGGCAGUUUGCUCUUGGAUGUUCCAUUCUGGUUGUGAACUGCAAAGGGUGCAUUUUUCACUCUUCCUAUGAAAUUCGCACGAGCGUGCAGGUUGCUUUGCCAUAUUUGGGCAUCUUCUUCUGCGGGCCCCCAAAUCCCGUAUUACUAAUUUUAAGGCGAAAUCAGAUGAACGCAAUCUCCCUUCGUGUCUGUUUGCACCAAAGAAACCUGCAUCUCGUUUCGUGCACAUCCUACCGUUUGCUGCCUUGGUACGACUGUGGUCGGACAGCAUAAAGGUUUCCGUUGCACUGUGUCCCACUGCUUGUGCAUGGGAUGCGUUAAAAACAAUUUACAGAAUGUUUUUCGCCACAAAAACAAACAUAUUGCUGGACGUUCGGCCUUUGCCCA